Molecule: messenger RNA, 2022 nt
Organism: Pisolithus orientalis
Lineage: Eukaryota; Fungi; Basidiomycota; Agaricomycetes; Boletales; Pisolithaceae
Exons: 6
Coding region: 151-1719 (522 amino acids)
Source: RefSeq, a predicted model, not a curated record
CGUUUCAAGCAAAGUUGGCGUGUUGGUUCCAUGCACAUGCACUGAUAUUCCAAGAUAGUGAGAGGCGUCGACCCACCGCUCACUCCAGAGGGACGCUCCUUUCUUCCCCCGUAUACCCCCCUCCUGCAACCAUUCGUAACGCCUAAUAAUAUGUCUGUCGACCAGCUAUCCGCGUCUUUGGCCUCCGCGUCUGUGUCUAGUAACCCACACCCACCCAGAUCACUCGCCUCACAUCUCAGCAAUGAAACAGCAAAGUAUCUCCCUAGAGCAUCUCGAGAGGGUCAACCCCUGCAUGCCAGCUCUCCUCCGAGCCUUCUUGCUCGGAGAAAAGACGCGUCGGCGCGCGCAAAUGAUUUGUUGGACGAGGACCCAUUUGCCUCUCUGCAUUUGCCAAAUUCAUCCCUGCGGAGGCGUUCAAGUCGUCUAUCGCGAUGGCUCGCAGAACUCCCGAAUCAAUCAGGCCUAUCCACGCCUUCCGAUAUCGACGACCUCUCUCACGUGGAUCCCGUUGGCACUCGGUGUAAUCCAUAUCUUGCCUACCCGCAUCUCGGCGCCACUACCCAUGGUCAGACAUGUGAGGACGGUGCAAGUACUCACGACUAUAUCCUGGUCGAUAACGUUGAAGCGCCAACCUAUCCAGCUGACCAACCCGUUCGAGUAAAGGCAUCACACGAGCAGGCGCUCUCAGAUGCAACAAUUCGACACUCAAAUGCUGCACCCUCAUCCCGUAAUUUCCAUUUCUCAAUACGUCCUGCAUCUCCUUCAAUGUCGUCGACGACGUCCCGCAAUCCUUCCAAGCUAUCCAUGUUCCACAAAUCAUCUCGCGCGGGGUCCAGCUCCAAAGCAAGUCUGGCGGGUCAGCAUGCCCGAAGUUCGAGUUCCCAAAGCUCACCACCCCAUGCAGGUCUUCAGGUGCCUGAAAAUUCUGCAUGGCGAUGGCGGCCGUCUGUUCUUGGUCAUUUCCAGUCUGCUUCGGUCCCCGACAACCGUCUUCUGAGUCCUGCCGACGUUACUCUUGAUCGUUCACGACCAAGCAUGUCAUCAUCUACAAACACCUUCUCUUCGACCCCUACUGCGACCACCAAGAUAGAUGCCGACGGUGAUUCUCCCAUUCCGUCGUCCACGCCCUCCAAGGCUUCGUCUAUUUUUGGUUCUAUCCGUUCUCGGGCAGAUAGAUCAAGAACCUCAUUUCAACAGCCGUCCAAACCCGACGUUCGGACGUCAUCAUCACCAAGCGCAUGGUCCCAACCUAGAUCGUCAUUGAACCUUCCUGGCCCUCCUGGCUUGUCCCGCACCAUAGCGCGGAAAGCGAGCGUUCUCCGUCUGCCAUUUACGAACAAGCCUAAGUCGAGUCCGCAUAAUGCCGCAAAUCAGGCAGUCGUUGAAGAGCAAGGGUCUUCCCAACCGCAUGUUUUGUACACGAGUCGGAACAAUGGACCCCGUGUGUCCCUGUCCUCGAUUAGUAGCCAAUCCCGCAGAAAGAAGCUCGUUAUUAGCGGAAUUGCUCUCAACGACAAUGCGCGUUUGGAAGCCGUCCAGAGGUGGUGCGAAUCCUUUGGCGAGAUAGACCAGAUCACGAGAAUGCCUAAUGGCGACCUUCAUGUCAACUUUCGGAAGGCCGAAGUUGCGGACAUGGUGUGCCGUGUGCGCGCACGGGUGCAAAUUGCCGGAGUCGGCAGUGUGCAUCUGUCUUGGACCUACGGACACAAGAGAUCAUAAUAGCAUGACCACACCCCACUUGCAUCUUUCUUUGUAGCAUGAAAGGCCGCGAAUUCUUUUUUACACUACACACAACCUAAUCCGAUGCUUAUUCGAAGUCUGGUCUCCGAGGACCCUAAUUCAGCCUCACGAAUGUACAGAGAUGAUACCAUGCCCUCCUUACUUCUUCCAUCUUAUUCGCGCAGACAGCUGACGGCGAUUUUAUUUCACUGCAUAUCGACUAGCACGUAUACCCCCUGCACCUACAUCUCGAUGAAUCACGACAAUGCUGUUUUUAUUGCAUUCAUCCGUCCAUACUAUUUC